Messenger RNA from Etheostoma cragini (Arkansas darter), 1495 nucleotides. RefSeq names its product ring finger protein 121 (gene rnf121). The record is from RefSeq and is a predicted model, not a curated record. The transcript is spliced from 9 exons. Gene Ontology annotation, cellular component: Golgi membrane; endoplasmic reticulum membrane. The coding region runs from base 78 to 1076 and encodes 332 amino acids. NCBI's taxonomy places the organism in Eukaryota, Metazoa, Chordata, Actinopteri, Perciformes, Percidae. Gene Ontology annotation, molecular function: metal ion binding; ubiquitin protein ligase activity.
AAACAAGACCGGAUGGAACCCUCUUAUGUUUGUCGCUAAGGCUAAUGGAUCCGGAACGGUAAAGCAACACUCCGAAGAUGGCCGGGGUGUUUGAGGUGGAGGUUGAUGGUGUAGAGCAUGACCAUGGAUUGGAGCAUCACGAUGAACCGCACCAGUUUGAUUUGUCCAAGCUUUCACCAGAAGAGAAGUGGAGGGUGGAGCAUGCAAAAAUGCAUGCCAAACACAAAGGCCAUGAGGCCAUGCACGCAGAGAUGGUGUUGAUCCUUAUAGUCACCCUUGUCCUCGCCCAGCUAGUCCUUGUGCAGUGGAAACAGAGACAUCCAAAGUCAUACAAUCUGGUGACUCUGUUCCAGAUGUGGGUAGUUCCUCUCUAUUUUACUACCAAACUACACUGGUGGAGGUUCCUGACCACGUGGUUUAUCUUCUCUGUCAUCACAGCUUACAUCUCCUACCGUGCCACUCGCAAGCCACUGGCCUGCACCACGCCAAGGUUGGUGUAUAAGUGGUUCCUCCUUCUCUACAAGAUCAGCUAUGCCACAGGAAUAGUUGGCUACAGUGUCGUCAUGUUUACACUUUUUGGUAUAAACCUAAUAUUCAGGAUAAAGCCAGAGGAUGCAAUGGACUUUGGCGUUUCACUACUAUUCUACGGUCUGUACUACGGGGUCUUAGGAAGGGACUUUGCAGAGAUGUGUGCCGACUUCAUGGCUUCAACUGUCGGGUAUUACAGUGCAUCCGGCAUGCCAACCAAGCACCUCUCUGACAACAUCUGUGCUGUGUGCGGUCAGCCCAUCCUCGUAGAUGUCAGUGAGGAGGGGAUAAUUGAGAACACGUACAGAUUGUCCUGCAACCACGUGUUCCAUGAGUUCUGCAUAAGAGGAUGGUGUAUCGUUGGAAAGAAGCAGAUGUGCCCGUACUGCAAGGAGAAGGUCGAUCUGAAGAGGAUGUUCAGUAACCCCUGGGAGAGACCACAUGUCAUGUAUGGACAGCUUUUAGACUGGCUUCGGUACUUGGUGGCCUGGCAGCCGGUUAUUAUUGGAUUUGUUCAAGGCAUCAACUACAUCCUGGGCCUGGAGUGACCUGGAGUGACCUGGAGCGACCUGGAGCUCAGAAAUGGACAUACACGCCACACAGAGAAGAUGUGCACUGGCUCAAAAGACUGAGGGCCUAACAUUGAACUAAAACACAAAUUUAAAAAAGGUGUCUAUAAUUUUUGUAAAUAUUUAUAGGCACAUAUCUGUAUUUACAGUUCAUUUGAAUUUUAUUGGUAAUCUUAAUUUGGAUGUCUGUGUCAAUUUCCCAGGAUUGGCUUCACACCUUGAUAUUUGGUUAGUGCAUCUUAUGGCCUAGUAAAGCGGUUCUAAAAAUCAUUAGGUGCUUUUUACUAAUUUAUGUCUUAAGUGUUUGUCAAUUCUUAGUAAAAGGUUUGUGCUGGAGUUUUUCAUCCUCAUGUCUGAUGGCUAUCACACAUGAGUAAUAAAGAUUAAAUGGAAAUGAA